Messenger RNA from Ipomoea nil (Japanese morning glory), 352 nucleotides. Its product is annotated as polyadenylate-binding protein 6-like. Lineage: Eukaryota; Viridiplantae; Streptophyta; Magnoliopsida; Solanales; Convolvulaceae. The record is from RefSeq and is a predicted model, not a curated record. Gene Ontology annotation, molecular function: RNA binding. The coding region runs from base 65 to 352 and encodes 95 amino acids. The transcript has 3 exons.
UCUUUCUUACUUCACUAAUUAAAAACUCUUGUGUCCUAACCAAUCCUGUGCUGGAGUAACACAAAUGGCGGAGGUGUCACCACUUUGGCUGCGGCAUACUCUCUACGUGGGGGAUCUUCACCCGGAAACCACAGCAACUGACCUCGAGGUUGCAUUUUCUGUGAUUGGCCCGUUGGAUUCCUUCGGGAUUCGCAAAGACGCCGUGUCUGGGAAAUCUCUUUGUUAUGCUUUCGUCAACUUCUCCUGUAUUUCUCACGCUUCAAAGGCUCUAGCAUGCCUAAACCAUAAAACCCUGAGAGGAAAGUCAAUGAGGAUUAUAACCUUGCUCAUUCCGUCACCAGUGCUCAAUUAG